AGCUAUUUUUUGACCAUGUUGCAGAAAAUGAAUCAUAUAUUAAAAAUGGUUAUUUUUAUUACAGGUGCACGACGCGAUUCAUUUGAGGAUGAUUUGGAAGACAUCAAUUUCGAUUUGGCCAUGCCGAGCUUUUUCGCUGAGACUUUCAAUAGAUUGAGGCAAAAUCUUAUGAACUAUUUCUGGAAUAUGCCUGAUAUCGCGAAAAUUCCGAUUCCUGAAGGAGCAAACACAACUUCCACCACUAAGAUCAUUAAUGGUCAUGUGGUAACGAUCAACGAGACGACUUACACAUCGAGCGACGAAAACGGCGGCACCGCAUUCCGAAUUCGCAUAAUCGAUGUAAAACCGGAAAAUGACACUCUACCGACUUUCGGCGGUGACAAUGCGGAACCGACAACGGUGAGGGCGGAAGCGCCAGAGAGCCGCGAGACGAUGGAGGACAUGAACAACGAGAUACCGAAGAAUACGGACGUACUGACCGCUUAAAAAACGGUCGGUCGUUCACGCUCGAUUUUGAAAACGAGGAAGAACGAUCCCUCAUUACGUGGCUGUAGUAGAGUAACUUUUCGAUAUCGCACCGAGUGCAUCGCGUUAAAGUAAUAUUAUUAUAAUAUAUAGUUGUGUUUCUGUGGUUUUCUAUAGCUUUUUUUUUUUAAUACGGUUGAUUGUUUACGACGUUUAUCUGCGCCUUUUUGAAAUAAAAGAUUACUACUGCUGUGAAAAAAUACAGCCCGGAUUUACGAAGAUAUAUGGAUAAUAUAAAUUGGAAAGGAGUUAAUAAAUAAAUUAAUUAAAUAAAGUAAUUAAUUCAUGUAAUUUUAAUUAAAAGAUUAAAAGCUUUGAAUUCACAUUAAAUAAACAUUAAAUUGAAUUAAAUUUUUGAUUAAAUUGAGUUAACAUAACUAUCUUUAAAGCUUAAUGCGCUUUUACAAAUAAUGUUGAGUUUAAAACAUUCUUCUUGUAAAUUAAUAAAAAAAAAGGUUGAAAAACUUGUUUGUUGAAUCAUUUAAAUGUAUAUUUUUCAUAUGUAUAUUAUUAAAAUUAGCUUUUUUUCUUAUUUAAAUGCUAUAUAGAAAAGAUGAAUACACAAAACUAGUCAUGUAUGCUAAUUUAUUGGUUGACGGUCGUAUUUAUUCACAGAGAAACCGUUUUCUGUAAUACAUAAUAUCGGCACUCCACUUGAUUAAUUAUAUCACUUAUUUACAUCGUCCGUCAAGCGUAAGAUUUAUGCUGAUUUGCUAUGUACCACGCGAUAAAAUACAAAUGCGAAGUAGAUUAUAAUUGCUGGUUGGCAUUACAAUAUUGCCUUAUAUACAUACAGCAGUGCGGAGAUCUAUAUUUUAUAAAAAAUUGUAAGGUUGAUAUCGAACCCACCAAGAUCUAUACUUCCUAUACAUACUUAGGUAAUCCUAACACCCUUUUAGUUCCUUCGACGUACGAAAAAGUAUAAUUUCAAGUAAUAUAUAGUCAUAUGCUUGAUGAUUAAACAUUUAUACGCAGGAGUAAACGUUCGUAAACAAUUUUCAAAGAUAAGGAAAAUUUUUACAAAGAAAUAUAGCAGUGUAUCGCGAUUUUUUAUAACAAAAAAAAAACGUACGUUCCUGUAGCUUUAUAUUCACGGAUUUUAAUAAACUUACAGAUAUACUUCUUAUACAUUGUAAGUUGGUUAGAGAGAGAAAAGUUGAUACAAUAAAAUAUAUGAAUAAAA
This is a messenger RNA of Formica exsecta, 1708 nucleotides long. It is a transcript of the gene vir-1, whose product is annotated as icarapin-like. Bases 16 to 486 code for a protein of 156 amino acids. The record is from RefSeq and is a predicted model, not a curated record. The transcript is spliced from 3 exons. Lineage: Eukaryota; Metazoa; Arthropoda; Insecta; Hymenoptera; Formicidae.